ACAUUCAGUAUUUCAGUGAUUUUUAAAUAGAAAAAGUCGUAAGGAGAAGUACAUACAUUAUAUUUAUAAUAAUGACUUCAAUUGGAAUGUGUGAAACACCUGGGUGUAAAUCCGUUGCACAAUUGCAGUGCCCAACAUGUAUUAAAUUAGGAGUUCAGGGUUCUUACUUUUGCAAUCAAGACUGUUUCAAAAAAUCGUGGAAAUCCCAUAAAGUGAUACAUUCAUUAGCGAAAGGAGAGCGUACAGAUGGGUCCAAUAAUGAAUACAAUCCAUGGCCCUCAUAUACGUUUUCUGGCAAGUUGAGGCCUUACCCUUCUGGUCCAAAGCGAACUGUACCACCACCUAUAGAGCGUCCAGAUUACGCCGAUCAUCCUACUGGGUUCCCAGCUUCUGAGAACGCUGCUAAGGGUUCUGGCCAGAUUAAAGUCUUGGACGAUGAGGAAAUUGAGGGUAUGCGGGUGGCAUGCCGACUGGGCAGAGAGGUGUUAAAUGAAGCAGCUAAAGUUUGCGAUGUUGGUGUAACUACGGAUGAAAUAGACAGAAUUGUUCACGAAGCUUGUAUUGAUAGAGAAUGUUACCCCAGCCCAUUAAAUUAUCACAACUUCCCAAAUAGUUGUUGCACUUCGGUUAAUGAGGUUAUAUGUCAUGGGAUUCCUGAUCUACGUCCAUUAGAGGAUGGAGACAUUUGUAAUGUAGAUGUAACAGUGUAUCACAGAGGUUUCCACGGCGAUCUGAAUGAGACCUUCUUUGUGGGAAAUGUAUCAGAAUCUACACGGAAACUUGUGCAAGUGACUCAUGAGUGUUUACAGAAAGCUAUUGAAAUAGUGAAACCGGGGGAAAAGUACAGAGAGAUAGGCAAUGUUAUUCAGAAACAUGCUCAGGCUCAUGGAUUGAGUGUUGUCAGAUCAUACUGUGGUCACGGAAUACACAGACUGUUUCACACCGUACCUAAUGUACCUCAUUAUGCAAAAAACAAAGCUGUUGGUGUGAUGAAGCCCGGACACUGCUUCACAAUAGAGCCCAUGAUUAAUGAAGGUGGCUGGCGUGAUGAACAGUGGCCUGAUCACUGGACUGCGGUAACUGCUGAUGGAUCUUGGUCAGCUCAAUUUGAACAGACUCUGCUUGUGACAGAGAAUGGCUGUGAUAUACUAACGAAGCGAGACACGGGUCGCCCGUGGUUUAUGGAUCAGUUGGAAAAAUUGAAUAAACUUAAGUAGCCCUAGAUGUAUUUAUUACAUUGACAGUAUAAUUAAUAUUCAAAUACAAAAAAAGGUUCUGUAGUUUUAUAUUUCCCAUGGAGUCUGUUUUUAUUUGAACUACGUAUUAUAAUGUUGGUGUGAGAUAGCUAAUGAGCUCAAAAAUUACUCUGUGCGUAAGAGAAGGGAGGUAUUUUGAUCGCUUUCGUUUUUUAUUGUUCUUUGUAUGUUGACAAGGUCUUACAGGAAUGUUGGCAAACUAACAAUUUUUUGUGAGUUAUAACAUGCAUAGAAAAUGGGAUGUAAAUCAUUAGGAAUCUGUCAAAUAUAUAAUGACAUCAUAAUUUUUUUUAAUAAAAAAAUAUUUGCUGAUAUUGCAAAAAUUAUAUAUUGCAAAAAAAAAUGUGUGUGUACCAGAGUACACCAGUAAGAAGUGAAAUUUGUUUAUGACAUGAUUUUCUAUCAAUUACAACUUAACUUAAGAAAAUCCCUAUCCAUAUAAAGCUAUUUGAUUAUUAUAGACAUGUCUACAACAAAUAAGCCUUUUUAUUUUCUCACUUUCAUACUAACAUUAUAUUUUUACGUCACGAUUCUGAACUUUGAUAAAAAAAUCAACAUGGCGCGUAACCGAAAUUCGUGACGACAUUGCUAUAAAAAUUCUCAUACGUCUAUAAAAGAGUUUCACUUCAAAAAUUGUAUAAUGCUGAAGCGUACAAUAUUUUAUACUUUACAGUAAGUUAUUGUUUACUGGCUUACAGCUCGUAAGGCGAGAGUCAUCUUUUCGGACAUUUUUGAUAUUACUGUUAUGUGACAGCGAAUAUAGUAAUACCACGGUCGUGCAUAUUAUAUGGGCAAUUAGGCAGUGCCUUCCUAGUUAUAAACUUAAAUAAAUAUAGUUGAAAUAUACAGUACAAUGAGGUUUAGGAUUAUAUAUUAAUAUGCCAUAAAAAAAAUUCAUACUAGGUAAUGUUAGAUUAAUCCUUGAUAGCGUGUUUCAUUUAAUGCACAAUAAAAUACAGCGCCAUCUAUGAUCACAUAGAGUAAACUUAACUGGAGUUGAACACCCAUAGGAAAUGAGAUAUUUACAAUAAAAGCGCAAAAAACCGAGGCUUUGAGACAACUUUUAGGGUGUCAAUAUACAAGUAUUUACAGACUUACAGCUGGGUAUCUCGAAUUCCGAGAUUCUUACCUAAUUUAAGCUUAAAUGACUGGACUAUACGCAAUCUUUGCUUAUUCCAUAGUGGCAACUACGACUAGUUCGAUGUACAAUGCCUAACUUGCUAGAAAAGCAAUGCACGCCCCUGAGUAAUACGAACACUGUCAAAAUUUCAGCUGCUUGCAACUGUCAUGACAUACAGUACAACUACACUAUACAGCCUCAUCGUUUUGCAAUUAAUUAUUAAAUUACAAUCUAUGUAAAGUGAUGCAACAAGAAUACUCAAUGAUGUCCACAAGUAUUUAUUGUCAAUCACUUAUCUUUGAAAAUUAAUAAUAUUCACUUCGCGGCUGUAUUGCGUGUAUACAAAAUAAGUAAACAAUAAGUAUUAAAAAAUGUUUUGUCAAUCUAAGUGGGUACCGGUAGGCGGAGUGAAUAGCUAGUAUUUUUUUUUGCUAACUACUGACGUAGAUCCAAGCACGAGCCAGAAUUUAAGAAUCUUUUCUGUAUUUAGUAGGCUUUACAUGUUUGGUUUUGUGUUUUGUUUUAUCGCUGCUAUUGUAAAUUAUGGAUCCUAAAUAGAGCAGAUCCAUUAACGGCCGUUUUCAAUAACCUAUCUAUCCUUAGUUUAACUUACUAGAGGUAGACAAAUCUAUCCUUUUACGCUUACUUACAUUUCAAUAACCUAUGGCAUUGUUAAAAAAAUAACAGGACGCUGAAAAUUUGAGUAAUUGUGUAUGGAAAGAACUUCCCUUAAAUAAAUAUUUUUCAUGAUUUAACCAUAACAUUUGCAACUCGUUUCAUAUUACAUUUAAACUGACACACACUCAUAUAUUUAUACAACACACACACUCACACUCACAAAUACACUCAUAAUUUAUACAGAGGUUGAUACAUUUAGAAAAAGUUUAGAUCUGCAUUGUAAUCGUCAUUAGUUUGCCCUCUUUACUAUGUUUCCCAGUUUACCUUAUGGAGAUGGGAAUGGCUGAAAACCAGCGCUGCAUGAAAAUAUUAUUUCAAGCAGCAUAAGCUGAGCCUACUCCCAUUUGUCUUAAUGUAUGUUUGUAAUAAGCUGAUAUUGUAUACUUAAAUUAAGUUUAAGGCAAUAAAUUUUAUUAUUAUUAAUCGGUGAUAGCAAUAUAUCCGUAACUAAAGAUACGUUAUUGAAAACGGCCGUAAGUCAUCUUUUGAAUGUUUGAUUUAGUACCGUUUACAUUAUCUCUGGUUCUGACGUCAUAUCGUCGCUUUGUUACGGUGUGCAAAACAAGCAUCACUAGAAUAUUGUUAUUAAGCAAUAAAUAAAGGUGUUGUGUUGUGAUGCUGAUUAUAAUGAUGAAAGAAUCUGGUUUACGUAAAAAAAGUAUUUAUUUUACUGGCAGUUCUUUUAUGGCGACACAGAACAACAGAAAUUACAAGUCAAAACGUAAUAAUGAAAACUUCAAAAACAAAUCAGUGAUAGCACGAAUACAUCACGAAAUGUAACCUAACACUAAAGAAAUUGCAAACUGUACUGACGCAACAGGACGAGCGUGAGGGGGUGAAAGGGCAACGGGAGGGGACUUCACGUUCCAGUGAAGUCCAGAGAUAAUGUGGCAUUGCUGUAGAUAUUAAUAUUCUUCAAAAAAUAUUUUCUGUUUGGAAUCUGGAAUGCAAGAGCCAUGACAUAAUUUCAUCUAUGUUAUUCGUUAUGAAUUCAUUUUCUAACCCUAGAUUAUGGAUUGGUCUCCGCUGCGCUCCAACUAGAUACUGCACUACGUAAGAACAAUAGCUUUAUAACGGCAACUAUUAGAUGCUUGUGUGCGUGGCAUCUUUCAAGUUUUGUAACAUACGCUUCGGGUUAUUUUACAUUGAAAUUAAUAAAAUAUGAUAUGAUAUCCCAGUGCCUUUCUUAUUUCUUGUAGUAUUAUUUUAACAAAGUUUUACUCCGCAACUCAGCAGAUUAGUUUCAAUUAUUGUCACGUCACACAUUGUUCGAGACUGGCUCGAGUACGCUCACUUGGGCGUCAUAUUAGUUGCCACACUUUGCGACUACGCCUGCGGUAUCUAGUUGGAGCGCAGCGGGAACCAAUCCUUAAUCUAAGUCUUCUAACAUAUUCUUUUAUACUAUAAUAUAAAUUGCUACUGUUUGACAGAUUUGAUUUGAAAAACAAUUUAUCUGUUACGUAAUGUUACAAGUAUAGUAACUUAAUAAGGGAUAGUGAUUUUAAAUUCUUUACUGACACUGUAUUACUUUCAUUAUUUUUGUACAACACAACCCUUUGAUUAUGACAAUAUUUGAUAUAUUAAAUUUCCUAUUUUAAUUUAAAUAUAGUUUAAAAACGACGGCAAAUUUCCUUGUUGAAAUUAUACUUCUUUAGGUGCGUUAUGAAAAAAUUAUGAGAGUGAAAUUUUAAGAUGCGCGCGCAUCACUGUAACACAAAAGUAACAGGUUGAAGUUGGUUCCUAAAAUUUUCUGACGUUUGCGUCAUUCGUUAUAUUUUUUUUUUGAUUUCUUCGUCCAUUAUUAGAUUAGGCAAAGGGUUCAAGCCCGUACAGCCGUGUUUGUUAUUUAAUAAUUAAUUGUCAAAGCCAUCUUUGCAAGAUAUUUACAAUAUUGUUCUUUCUACAAACGUAGAAUAGCACGAGGAAUAUCAUUUUAAUGAUUUCUGCUUCGUUAGGCCAAAGAAGUAUAACUUCUUGCGUGCAUAUAUAAGUACACACACACUUUUUUUUCAAGUAUUUAUCUUCUUGUGUUACUAAUAUUGUUGAAGUACAUAAUAUUUUGGAUCAUCACACCAUGUAAUAAUGGAUAUUAACAUUCUUAAAAUAUUUAAACUUUCUAUAAAAUCUGCAAAUUACUAGCUCUAUCUAUUUAUAUUUUGUACCUAUGUUUUGAAAAAAUGAAAUAAACACAUAUAAGCCA
Molecule: messenger RNA, 5254 nt
Organism: Leptidea sinapis
Lineage: Eukaryota; Metazoa; Arthropoda; Insecta; Lepidoptera; Pieridae
Product: methionine aminopeptidase 1
Exons: 6
Coding region: 72-1217 (381 amino acids)
Biological process (GO): proteolysis
Molecular function (GO): metalloaminopeptidase activity
Source: RefSeq, a predicted model, not a curated record